This is a messenger RNA of Bemisia tabaci, 4576 nucleotides long. RefSeq lists its product as uncharacterized. Gene Ontology annotation, cellular component: nucleus. Gene Ontology annotation, biological process: spinal cord motor neuron cell fate specification; regulation of DNA-templated transcription; neuron projection morphogenesis. Gene Ontology annotation, molecular function: DNA-binding transcription factor activity, RNA polymerase II-specific; sequence-specific double-stranded DNA binding. The record is from RefSeq and is a predicted model, not a curated record. NCBI's taxonomy places the organism in Eukaryota, Metazoa, Arthropoda, Insecta, Hemiptera, Aleyrodidae.
UCUCCAUUCACUACCCCGGCAACUGUUGCCCCGCUUAUGCCCGCGCCAUGGUCCCGAGACCGCUCUAAUUUCCCCGUGAUUUCGCUUUAAUUGCUUCCGCGUUCUCUCGUCUUCGUCGUCGGCUUCCGGUUCUCGGUUUCCGGUUUUGAGUUUCCGCGCUUCUGACAGUCACGUUUUCUCCCUUCGGAGAGGUUUGUCAGGAUAUCCUCUGUUGUAAAAAAUUGUGCUUGUCAACACCUUGUUAAUACCCCUAAUCGAUCCUUCAAAUCAAUUGGUUACAUAGUUUUUUAAGACGGAUUUUGUGUGGAUUUUUGGUGACUGUGAUUAGCACUUCACUCAAUGGUUGAACAUAAGCAUACAUAAAUUUCACGGAUGUCAGGUGUUCCAUAAUAUGUAAGACAAUUUACUGAAUUUAAUCUUCCUUAAUUUUUAACGUUUAAAUCUCAAUUCUGUGUCUGAGGUGAAAACCAAAUUAAAAAUACCUAAUGCAAAUUGAAGUGCGGUGACGUACGGAUUUUAAUGGUCUGCGGCGGUGUGUUUUUUUUAUUGAGGAGAUCAAUUAACGAUUUUAUAAUGCUUAACUCAAUACUUUGCGGUAUGCGAAAUUUUUUGGGAGGAGCCCAGUCUCAAAAUAAUGUCUAAACAAAAUUGUAGUAUAAGUGCGCGCAGUUUCUGGUUCGAUCGAUAAUUGGUGGUUAAUACUGACGUUGAACGCUAAACGAUUUUGGAGCUUCCAAAAGACUAUCAAGGAUAAAAAGUUCGCGCAGAAACACUUGGUGUUUAUUGAAAAAAGCUCUGAAUCUUGGACACAAAAUAUUUUAAGCCGCCCUUAAAAACGCCCCCUUACAAUCACAAGGUACCAAACUCGAUAAAAAUUGUGGUCUAAAGCUGUGAAUGUGAGGGCUGUCUGCCAUUUCAAAACGUCCACGUUGGUGAAAGAGCAGGCUAUAAACUCUCGGAGACGCUCUCCAAGCGACAUUAACUGAUCAUAACAAUUAGUGCUUUGCUGGAUGGAGGGAUUGUGAAUAAUUUCAAGACUCUCGAUAAUUUUGUGUCAAAGUGGUCAAAAGCUGCGAAAUACUAUUGGAAGCACAAGCAGAUAUCCAUUUAAAAAAACCCGAUCGCAACAAAUAGUGGUCAAAAAGCCGAAGGGUCCAUUGAAUUUGCCUAAUUAUUUAGACGCUGAGAGGUUUGGAAAAUUAGUGGGCGCCCUCCAGAACAUCAUCCAUACGCCCAACAGAAGCAACGAAUUCCUGCAAAGAUAACGGCUGAAAGUUGUGAAUGCAAAAACUUUGUAUCUCUUAAAGACUUCUGCCGAGCUUGACUCAAAAUAUAUAGCGGAGGUUGUGAAAUACUCAAAAACGCUUUUGAAAACAUCUGUCAGACGCCCUUUUAAUAUAUAUCGUGAGUUAUUUCAAGACGCCCAACUUCCCAGUGGUUAGAUGUUAACAUUUAUGAUAACACGAAGACGCCCUUUCAAUGUAAUGAAACACGAAGACGCCCACACUUGACUCAAAAUAAAUAGCGGAAGCUGUUAAAUACUCAAAAACGCUUUUGAAAACCUCUAUCAGACGCCCUUUUUAUAUACACAGUGAGUUACUUCAAGACGUCCAAAUUCUUAGAGGUUAAUGAUUUUGAUUACACGAAGACGCCCUUUCAAUGUAAUGACCCACGGAGACGCCCAUCCUAGUUGCUAAGCGAAUCCUAGCUGGCGAUGUCCUCGGAACAAUCCUGGCCGGAGGCGGAGGACAGGCUGGACCCGCGGGGGCAGGAGAUGGUGGAGAAGGAGCUCUCGACGCGGAUCCCGAAGGACCCGGCGGGGGGCGCCAACCGGACGUCGUUCUGCAUUGAGGCGCUCCUCGGGCGCCCGGAGAUCGAGCGGGCGUCGUCGCCGCUCUCCAGGGCCUCCAGCAGCUCCCCGAAGAGCUCCCGCAACGAGGAGACCAGCUCCCGGAGCCCCUCGAUCUCGCCCGGCUGCGAGGAGCAGAUCGCGCACCCGCUCCCGCCGAACAUGAUGCCCAUGCCGGGGAUCUUCCUCGGCCGCAACCCGGUCUACCCGUACAACUCGGCUUUCCAGAGCCUCCCGCAGCACGGACACGGCAAGCCCCUGGCCAACGGACCUGCCCCGCCGCACCUGCAGCAUAUGCAACUGGAGUGGCUCGCCAGGGCGGGGAUGUUCUACGCCGGACCACGGUUACCCGAUCUUGCAGGCUCACAUCAUGCGCUUUUGGGCAAAACGAGGAGACCACGGACAGCUUUCACAAGUCAGCAGCUCCUAGAACUAGAAAAACAAUUUCAUCAAAAUAAAUACUUAUCAAGGCCGAAAAGAUUCGAAGUGGCUACUAGUCUGAUGCUGACAGAAACACAGGUUAAAAUCUGGUUCCAAAACAGGCGAAUGAAAUGGAAACGGAGCAAAAAAGCUCAGCAAGAAGCUAAGAGCUCCUCGAAAGAAGGCUCGGAGAGCAGACACAGCAUCGAGAACAAUAGUAAUAACAAUAUCAGACCAUCAAAGUGUCCGAGCAGCUUAGAGCAACCGCAGUUCCAGCAAGCGCAAUGUGAUCUUCUUUAUAGGCCUUAUGUAUCGUAAUCGACUUAUCAAGUAUCCCUUAUUCCGAUCCAAGUAAUGGUUUACUUACGCUCGCUCGCAUUUCGAGUUUUACGACUUUUCCGCGGCCAGCGCUCAUGAUGAUUCUCUCAAUAGCUAGCUUCCUCACUCAUGGAUUUUGGUCGCUCUAACCGCGACUCUGGCGGGAUUUUGUGAAUUACGUUGAAUUUAUGACCGAACCAAAGCUUAAAUGCCACAUGCCGGUAAGAGAAUCGUGUAGCUUAUCGAUGGAUAAAGUUGAAAAAUGCGUCUCUGCACAGCAUCGUAUAAAAAUAUUCGAUUAUAUCUCAUUUAUACGAGUAAUUUAACUGACGCAUGAGGGGCUUGGAGGAUAAGACGCACAAGUGCAGUUUUUUGAAAAAUUGAGGUAUAAAUGAUUUCAAGCACUGUUACUCUUAUAGUAUGUUUUGUGAAAAAUCUGUACCCAAAUUCCAAUUUUUAAGCAUCAAAAAGUCAGUUUGAACUUUCUUUCCGCCAUAAGGAUUCAUGUAAUUUCGAAACUUACAACACGCGUGUUUCUCGAAAUAGCAAAAACUGCACCUGAUGGUUUGGUUUCUUUUAAAAAAUGGGUGCGUGAAGAUUUCCAACAUCUCAAUCGGAGACACCUACGCGUUUUUCGACUUUAUACAUCCAUCGGUAGUUGAUCCACUCAUGGCAACAGAUUUGACUGUUAGUUGCAGAUCUUGGAGAAACGACAGACGCUAAAAUGUUUGUCAAGUAGGAGAUAGGAAGUUCAGGCAAAAGGAAUCCAAGCGACACCUAGUGCACUGAAAACAAUCUUUAAAGUCGAAUGUCAAACUCAUGAUUUGCUGCAAAGAUAUCAGUUUAUUCUCUAAAAGGGAUAUGUCAGCUUCCAAAUAUGUGCUUUUCCGAUCCAAAAUCGUGUUUUUCUCAAUUGUUUUAGACAUCCUCGAUUUUUAAAUUGUUCAAUCUUCCUUGGCUUAAAAUGUGCAAAACAACACAUAUCCAUAGUAGUAAAACUAGCCCGUCACUUUUUUGAAGCUAUAGGUUCUCUCUCAGCAGCUAGUCUCUUUGUAGUAGUGAGAGAGAAAAAUAAGAAACAACUUCAAGAUUAGAGAACCUCGUCAAAAUUUUAAUAAUCUCGGUAAUAUUAUAGACUAUAUUUUUCGUAACUUAAUUGUAAGAAGCAGAAGCUAUAAAAAAGUCCAUAUUUCUGCUUAAUGUGGCCGUUACUUCUUUUACAGUUUCAGAUCAAAUUUACCUACACUAAAUAAGUUAUCAAAUUUUGAAGAUUCAUAAACACUCUUAAAGAAAACACAGAAAAAAUUGCCUUUUCCACCAAUAUUCGAAUACUUUAAAGCACGUCUACAGCCAAAAAUGAAGACAUUGAUUUUAUUCUCGUUACAAAAAAUUUCGCAGAAAUUGACUAGAAAGGCAUAGGGGAAAAACCAAUUUAAGCACAUCUAAUGCGACUUUUCUAUUGGCCUAAGUGAUCGAUACGCCAAAAUUUCUUCCGCCAAAAUUGAUAUUAUGAUGCAUAUAUAUUUACGUAUGCAUAUACAUAUUGCGUUUGAAUUUCGCUGAUAUUGCGCUAUGCUAGAACGACCAUGAUCCAUUUUUGUAGCUUUUCGAUGUUGAUGCCAAUAUAGAAAGCUGUUCACGGAUAUCAUCAUAACUCUGGAAGGGGGAGAUGACGGUAUUUUUAGCAUAGCGCUAUUUAAUUAAAAUAAAUAUGUUAUGAAGUUGUUUCCCUAGCGACUUCAUGACUUACUUUUUCGGAUCUCUCACAAAGUAUUUUCGUUACUGAUAAGGGAAUUAUCUAAUAGUUCUCAAUGCAUCAUUUUCUUACUACUUACGCAUGCACGCCGUAAAUAUUUAUUAUCUUCCAUUUCUAUGCGAGUAGAGGCGUCCAUAGUUAGAUCGUUGCUUAUAAAUACUGCGCUAAUUAAUGUGAAGUGUAAAAAUUUGUUUUAUAUGUUUCAUGUAAAUAAAAACCAUAGUUAAACCAAA